This is a messenger RNA of Micromonas pusilla CCMP1545, 960 nucleotides long. RefSeq lists its product as uncharacterized. NCBI's taxonomy places the organism in Eukaryota, Viridiplantae, Chlorophyta, Mamiellophyceae, Mamiellales, Mamiellaceae. The record is from RefSeq and is a predicted model, not a curated record. Gene Ontology annotation, molecular function: ubiquitin protein ligase activity. Gene Ontology annotation, cellular component: nucleus. The transcript has a single exon. Bases 1 to 960 code for a protein of 319 amino acids.
AUGGGCGGCACGGGCAACCGCCACAGCAAGAACGCGGGGACGAUGGGAAGCGAAAACUUGACGUACAUGGAGAAGAAAGCAUUAGGGUUCGGGACCGUCAAGGAGCGCCUCGGGAAGGAGACGGUGAAGGACUUCGACGCGUGCGCGUUAGGGUUAACGCACGCGAUCGACCCGUUAGUCACCCCCGAGGGCGUUCUGUACGACAAAGAGCACAUCUUCUCGUGCCUGCUGCACCAGAAGAAGGACAUCGCGCGACGGACGCGAGCGUACGAAGACCAGGCGUCGCGAGACGAGGAGAAAGCCGCGGAAGAGGCGCGGAAGAAGCGCAUCGAGGAGGUCGACCGCUUCGAGCGCGUGAACAACGGCGGCGUCGGUAAGUCGUCCGCGCCGGUCUCGCUCGCCGGCGCGGAGGCGGACGUCGGCGACGGCACCGGCGUCACCGGCGACGAGGGGAUCGACGAAGAGGAACGCGAGCGACGGAAAAAGGAGCUUCCCGCGUAUUGGCUCCCUUCCAAGACCCCCACCGCGGAGGUUCGCGUCGGCGACAAGCCGGAUACGGAGACGAAGUGCCCGACGACGAUGAAGAGGCUGCGGCUGAAGGACCUGCUGCCGGUGAAGUGGACGAGAGUGCCGACGGGCGCGGACGUCGACGGCGAGAGAUACAUGUGCCCGGUGACGCGGAAGACGUUUACGAACACGACGAAGAUCGUCGUGUUGAGACCGAGCGGCGUCGCCGUGAGCGAGGACGCGUACGAGCAGGUGAUAAAGAAGGAUGGGGCGUGGGACGGGAAGAAGGUGAAGGGGGUCGUAAAGCUUCAGAGGGGCGGAUGCGGGUUCGCGGGAAGCGGGACGCAGGUGGAGUCGAAGAAGCAGUUUUCCUUGGGCGCGGGCAGCGGGCUCGCGGACAGCCGAGGGCAACACCGCGGGGCGACCUCGAAGUUCGGGCUGCGGUUCAACUAG